Molecule: messenger RNA, 525 nt
Organism: Drosophila subobscura
Lineage: Eukaryota; Metazoa; Arthropoda; Insecta; Diptera; Drosophilidae
Exons: 2
Coding region: 105-506 (133 amino acids)
Source: RefSeq, a predicted model, not a curated record
AUUUCAUAAUCGGUUCUAAGGGCAAGCCAUCAUUAGCCAGCAGAGAACAGAAUCCCAAGUUAGUCAGUCCGUGGACCCCGAAGCGAGACAAACACAAUCCAGCGAUGAAGACGAGUUUGCUGUCAACUCUACUGAUGGUGGUGCUAGGUGUGAUGUUGGCCCACGCUGCCAUCAACCCACAAUCUGGCUAUCCGGACGAGAGACCAGGUGAGGAGCUCCAGCAGCUGACAGAGGAGCCGCAUCCCAGGGAGCAACGUCUCAAGGAACGUGCGGGCGGAGUGGUGGUGAAGCCUGCCCAGCGGCGACAGCUGUCCUCACGCCGCAAUUGCAGCAACAAAGGCGGGAGUCCGAAGGCAGAGGCUGCUGCUCUGGCCAGAUACCAUGCGGCGCGUCCCCCGCCGCGUCGCCUGUCGAGGCACAAGGAAGUCCAGGUGGACAGUGAGUUCUUUGAGCCCUCGCCGGAACGAGUCGAGGAGCUGAAGCGCAUUCUGCUCGACCAGCAAUAAAAUGAAAUGCUCCAGGAAA